Molecule: messenger RNA, 1196 nt
Organism: Salarias fasciatus (jewelled blenny)
Lineage: Eukaryota; Metazoa; Chordata; Actinopteri; Blenniiformes; Blenniidae
Exons: 2
Coding region: 73-510 (145 amino acids)
Source: RefSeq, a predicted model, not a curated record
AUACCUGACCUCCUGAGGAAGCUGAGGCUUUCAGUCUGAUCUCUGGAAGCUGCAGCGGCAGCAGCAGACGACAUGAAGCCCAAAUCUCUGCCCUCCAGGCUGUUUGACAGACAACCAGCAGCAGCAUCAGGUGAGACUGUGAGUGUCAGUGCUGCGAAGUAUCAGCGCCAUGUGGACUGUGAGGAGCAGCUCUCCUCCGAGGACAGCCAGCCGGAGGCCGGCAGCAGCAGACACAAGGAGAAACACCUCAGGGAAUUACAGCUGGCCUUUCUGCCUGAGAAGUACGAGAAACUAAUAGAUGAUGAGGAUAAAGUCAAGGCCAAAGAGGAGAAGAAGAAAAGGAAGAAAGAAAACUACAAGAAAGUCAGGAAAAAUGUCGGGAAGGCCCUCCGCGCUACUUGGAAGUGUUUCAAGCUCGGCCUGUAUAGCUUUGCUCUGGCCUACUCCACUCCCAUCACAGUGGCAGCUGCUUUUGCCCCUGACUUUCACCCAGGAAGAGACAGGACCUGAGCCGGGCUGUGAACACUGACCAAAUACUGUUUAUAAUGGUCGAAAUUGCGUUUUUGUAUCAAUCUAAGAGUUAAAUCGAACGCUCACGUUUUCUGACUGUGUUGUGCAGAAAUUUUUUAUCUGUAAGAACAAUUCAAGUGUCAGUUAUGAUAGAGUUAUUAAUCACCUUGUAAAGAAAGGGGUAUUUAUUAUUGAUUUUUUUAUUUGUGCUUGUAUAUUCCUCCCCAUAUCAUGAAUGUAAUGUUAUAGUGAUAUUCAGUAUGAUUCCUCUGGGUAGGUCAAAUCAUAAAAUCCUAUAUUUAUUCUGUAAAACUGUUGUGUGGAUUGGGCUUGUAACUGUAGUACAGGAGCCAAAAUCACAUGUUCUGUAUCCACGUUUUGAUAUGAAAACACAAAUGUGAGUUUUGUGACUCAGGGAAUGAUUUUUGUUGGUGGUGUAUCUGUAUGUGUGAAGAGGGAGAGUGAGAGUGUGAGAAGAUUAGCCAGCAAGAGCAAAAAAGUCUAAAAACAUGAAAAUAGAAAUUGGUGAGAAAUAAGUCAGUGUUUUCAACUUAAUUGUUCCUCUUGGCCAGCAGAGGGCGAGUUCUUAUGUUGAGGACAGUCAGUUUCUCAAGAGGCCCCUGGGAAACCAGGAAAUCAAUGCUUUUUUUUUUCAGAGAUGAACUGAAUCUGUUACAAUCAUGAGA